CGGUAUGUGCUGCACAGAUCUUGCAAUGUUGCGAUGUACACGAACGCUAAACAAUCGGAUGUUUGCGAUGUGCAGUGACUGCAGUCUGCUGAACUGCUUCUUCGAUUUUAUUUCUUUUUCAUUCUGUUCAUUUUUUAAAAUUCCAUACCAUACCACGUCAGCCGGUUGCACGGGAUUGCAAUCUGCCGAUUGCUUGUAGAGAAACUGUUUAUUUAUUUAUUUGUGCAUGUUAAUUUUCCUGUUUGGUCUUUAAGAAAGACGUAUAAUUCGGAGAAUACAAAGGAUAAACUUUAUUUAAAAUUAGUUCAGCUAAAAUUUCCAGCAGUUUUCUCAGCAGCCAAACAGAAGUGAUGAUAAAUCCAAUACGAAUCGUAAGAUCGAGUUCGAUCGAACCUGAUGACGUCACAGAAAGCGACAGAAGGAAAGGCCGUUGGUUGCAAAAACGAAUUUGCGUAGAGAAAUAGAGUAGAGGGAGUUCCGAGCAGAGGAGUCGGAGUGGAGUUCUCCUAUAGACUCAAGCCCUCGGUUUCACACACCACCACACCUAUUAAAGUGGCGCCUACGUGGCUUUAAAAAAACAAAAAUAAAAAAGAAAGGGACAAAGAUGGUCUGAAAUUGAAUUCAGAGUCUCAGGCCCUCUCCGUCUCACAUUUCACCGAGCUCCCUACCCUAACUUCAGAUCUUAGAGCUUCGGACGGCUGGAUCACCGCCCACAAUCCAAGAUUUUAGUUUCGGCUUUGUCCUUUUCAAAUUCCCACGAUGAAUUAAAUGCUGAAGCCACCAUUUUCAGUUUCGGCUUCGUCAUCAUAGGUGCAGGUUUCUCUCUCGCUCGUAAUGUGCUCAACUCGUAUGAAUUAGUGGAUUUGUUGCUGUCUGUGUGAGGUUUGAAGCCCUCAGUUUCUGGUGGUUUUGAAUUGUGGCUUCUUUUUGGUGGUUUUGUUUAGGAUACCUGACAUUUAUGAUGUGUGAGAGUCUCUUGUAUAUCACACCAUGUACAACAAUUAACUCCAGUAGCAGCCUGCAAGCAUUCAUCUAACUUCAGUAGAGGUUUUAUAUAACCAAACACAACGUCCGCGGCCCGCAAGCACUCAUCUAGUCAUGCCGUCUCCUUCUCAACUCCAGUAGCAGCAACGUCGAUAUCCUUUCCCGCCACAUGCACGAAGCCGCCGUUGAUCUUCUCUUCAGCCAGCAAGAUGGCUAUUUGAUCUGAUCAUCUUCUUUCAACUACGGGUCAUGGUUCUUGACAUCGAUUAGGAGCUUGAGUUUGAUUAGGCGCUUAUUUGUCGAAACCAGCAGCUGGGUCAUCCUCUCUGCCAUUUGCUGCCGUCGUCCAGAGCUGGAUCACACAGAUUUUAUACUGUCUUCUCCAUCUGGGUUGUGAUUUCCAUCAGCCCCUCUACAUCCAUCACAGCCACUUUGUCACUGAUUUAGGUGGACAAAUCACAAGUAAUGUAGGAAAAAUUCAACUCUGGAGUGAUGGACUCGAACGUAUCGCACAUUGAGGAUAAAGAAGACACUUUUUGUGAACCGGAUGGGAAGGAAGGAGAUGAAGGAGACAAUGUUGUUGAAGAACCAAAGGUUGGAAUGAUAUUUUCAUCAGAGGAAGAAGUGAGAUUGUAUUAUACCAACUACGCAAAGCGUAUGGGUUUCGGUGUUUCGAAAAGAAGUUCCAAUGUCGGAGAUGAUGGGAGAUUAAAAUAUUUCACUCUUGCAUGUGUUCGGCAAGGCACAUCAAGGAGCAAGGCAUCUAAUGUUCUUAGGCCAAGAUCAGUGGAGAAAAUGGGAUGCAAGGCCAAGAUAAAUGUCACAUUGACAGCUGAUGGAAAAUAUACAUUGUCUAGUGUCGUUCUUGAACACACACAUGCUUUAAGUCCCGGGAAGGCCAUAUUUUUUAGAUGCCAUAAGAAGCUAGGUGAUAGUAUCAAAAGAAAACGUGAAGUAAAUGAUGCGGCUGGAAUCAAAGUGCAUAAGAACUACAAGUCAUUUGUACAUGAACCUGGGGGUAUGAGAAUCUUUCUUCUGGCGAAAAAGAUUGCUGCAAUGAAAUGGGGAAGGCAAGACGACUUCAGCUUGCUGUAGAAGGUGUCGAAGCUCUACGAAAUUAUUUCAUUAAAAUGCAAGAGAAAAAUGAUCAGUUCUACUACAUGAUAGAUGUGGACGACGAAAGCCAACUAAGAAAUGUUUUUUGGGCAGAUGCUCGAAGUAGAGCUGCAUAUGAUUCUUUUGGUGAUGUGAUAACAUUCGGCACCACCCAUCUAAACAAUGCAUAUAGGAUGUCAUUUGCUUCUUUCGUGGGAGUUAAUCAUCAUGGCCAGUUAAUCCUUUUUGGGUGUGGAUUAAUAUCCAAUGAGGACACAGAAACUUUUGUGUGGUUAUUUGACGCAUGGCUGAAAUGUAUGAAUGGACAGGCUCCAAGUGCAAUAAUCACAGACCAAGAUAAAGAGAUGCAAAAUGCAAUUGCAAGGGUGUUCCCGAGAUCCCGACACAGAUUUUGUUUGUGGCAUAUCAUGAAGAAACUUUCAGAAAAACUUGGAUCACACUCUCAAUAUGAAGCUAUCAAGCGUAGUAUGCAAGGUUUUGUCUAUGACUCCUUGAGCUGUGAGGAGUUUGAACAAAAUUGGAAAUGCUUGCUUGACAGUUACAACCUCCGUGAUAACGCAUGGCUGGAUUGGAUCUAUGGUGAGCGGCAUCUUUGGGUACCGGUCUAUGUAAAAAAUACAUUUUGGGCUGGGUUGUCUACUACACAACGAAGUGAAAGCAUGAAUUAUUUCUUUGAAGAUUGUGUGAACUCAAAGUCCAUGCCCAAGCAAUUUGUUGAGCAGUAUAAUAAUGCCUUGAGGAGAAAAGUAGAGAAUGAAAACGCAGCUGAUUUUAGUUCCUUUGGUACUGCAAUCCCAUGUAUUAGUCAUUAUCCUAUUGAGAAACAAUUUCAGGAACUUUACACCAAUGCCAAAUUUAGAGAAGUCCAAGAUGAGUUCAAGGGAUUGUUGUAUUGUUGUGCAGCGUUGGUUACAUGUGAGGGUGCAAUGUAUACUUAUCAAGUUCGUGAUGAGGUGAAGGGUUUUGAGGGUUUCAUAAAAAGGACAAACUUUUGUGUUUCGUUUAAUGAAGCUGAUUUUGAGGUGAAAUGCAGUUGUUGCCUGUUUGAGUUUAGAGGUAUCUUGUGCAGACAUGCACUUCGUGUGCUUACUAAUCUAGAAAAACAAUUGUUGCCGCCAAAAUAUAUUCUUGAUCGGUGGAGAAAAGACUUGAAACGGAGAUAUACAUUAGUCAAGAGUAGUUAUGACGAUUUGAGUGACAGCCCUGCAGCACAGAGAUUUGAUAGGCUAACCCAGUUUUUUGCUGAAAUUGCAUCCCAAUCAUCAGAAAGUGAGGCGAUUUGUGGAGAGUUGAUGCGGCGAUUGGAGCUAUUCCAAAGUGAAUUCUUGCAUCAUCGAACAAAGCGUGAUAUGAGUCCAUUAGCCCGUCAAAGUGAGAUAUGGAGCAUGCAGAGCAAAUCUUUUAUGUGAAUCCUACACCUUGACAUGGAUGUUAUUAGAUUUAGAUAAAAUUGGAAGCAAGAUGUUGUUGGGUGGAGUAUACUUUGUACCUCUCAUUUAUAAUGUAUAAAAAAAAAAAAAAAAAAAAAAAAAAAAAAAAAAAAGGCCUAGAUUGGGUAUCUCAAGCAAAAUAAAAGGUCAAGUGGUGUUAUCACUUUCUUAAUCUA
This is a messenger RNA of Juglans microcarpa x Juglans regia, 3706 nucleotides long. Its product is annotated as protein FAR1-RELATED SEQUENCE 5-like. Gene Ontology annotation, biological process: regulation of DNA-templated transcription. Gene Ontology annotation, molecular function: zinc ion binding. Bases 2046 to 3509 code for a protein of 487 amino acids. The record is from RefSeq and is a predicted model, not a curated record. The transcript is spliced from 4 exons. NCBI's taxonomy places the organism in Eukaryota, Viridiplantae, Streptophyta, Magnoliopsida, Fagales, Juglandaceae.